AUGGGUGGAGAUGCCGAUGCGGCAUCGAAAUGUAUUCUUGCCGUACGGUCGAACCAAGAAUUUUUGAUACUCGAUCCGCAUUAUUCUGGACCAAGUUUUGCGUCAAUCGAUCAAUUGCGAAAAUCAGGCUAUUUACGAUGGUAUAGUGUACCUCAGGAUUUUCUUUCGAGUUCUUUUUAUAAUUUAUGUUUACCUCAAUUGAAAUAUACAUAG
Molecule: messenger RNA, 213 nt
Organism: Adineta ricciae
Lineage: Eukaryota; Metazoa; Rotifera; Eurotatoria; Adinetida; Adinetidae
Source: the annotation of a GenBank genome assembly